AUGGACCAGGAGGAAGGCCGUCAAAAGGCAGGCUUCAAAGGCAGGAACUUUGUAUAUAUGGACCGCAAGUUCUGCUCCAAGUUCUACUGGAAGGGCUACAGCUCGAUCAUUGGCGACGCACCCUGCGAGCGAUGGCAGGCCGACAGCGAUCUGGACACGGCUGACGAGGACUGUCUGGGAUUGGACCCCGCGUCACUGGUGGUCGUGGGCGACACGCCGCCACCACGUCCCUCCGAACAGGCAUUCCCCAACAAGUUUAGUGAUCGAUCACUAGUUGGCUUUGUAUAUUGGAGUAGCUACUGUGAAGGACCACCCGAGUGUGUCCACGGUGGUGCAUUGGCCAGUGUCUUUGACGAUUAUGGAGAACAACCUGUACAACUUAAAAAGUAUGCAGUAACAGUUAAUCUAUCGGUAAACUACAAGAAGUUUGUACCAUUGCUAUCAGUGUCAUUGAUAGAGGCAUGGAUAGAGAGACGAGAGGGCAAGAAGAUAUUCAUAAAGUCAACAAUGAAGGAUCAGAAUGGUAUAGUUAGAGCAGAGGCCACAGCAAUCUGGGUGGUAGUCAACAUGCCAUCAGACUCUCAACUCAAUCCAUUCUCUUCAAUCUCUACGCCGACACCAUCAGGUUCACCAAGAUUACAGUAG
This is a messenger RNA of Acytostelium subglobosum LB1, 645 nucleotides long. RefSeq lists its product as hypothetical. NCBI's taxonomy places the organism in Eukaryota, Evosea, Eumycetozoa, Acytosteliales, Acytosteliaceae. The transcript is spliced from 2 exons. Bases 1 to 645 code for a protein of 214 amino acids. The record is from RefSeq and is a predicted model, not a curated record.